AUGAUAAAAUCUGAUGAUUUAAAUGGAUCAAUUGAUAAAUCAGGUGAUUAUAACAGCUUUUACAUUGGAAACAUAUUCAGUGAAAUUCAAGAUGAAAUAAAAAAUUCAUGUAAUAAUGAAAAUGUAGAAAAAAAAAAUAUUCCAGAAUAUGAAAAAGCAAUAAAUAAAAUAGGUAAAGAAAAUAACAUCAUUAACAAAAUAAAUAUAGAAGAAUAUAUAAAUUUUAUAAAUGAUAAAAAAAAUGAAUACAAAAAAAAGAAAAAGGAAUAUGUUAUUGAAUAUAUUAAUAAAAGGAGAAUAAAAAAAUUUCACUAUAAAGAUAUGGAAACAUUAUUUAAAAAAUAUUCUCAAUUUUUGGAUUUUGAAGAAAAGUGUUUAUUAUGCAAUAAUUAUUUAUCAUUAUCAUUUCUAUAUUUUAAUAAACAUUUAAAUGAAAAACAAAAUAACAAAAGAAUAGUUAAAUAUAAAUAUGAAAAUAUUUUAAAUUUUUGUGUGUGUUUAGAAAAAAUUGAAUAUUCAAAGCAAUAUAUAAGUGAUAAAAAAGAUUAUAGUUACAUUGACAUGACUCACUUAUUUAAACAAAACGCAUCAUUUUCCAUUAAUAUUAAAAAAAAUAUUAUUAUAAAAGAAUUUAUUAAAAAUGUGAAAUUUACAGAAUUUUAUAAACAUAAUUCCUAUAAUGGCAAUUAUUAUAAUACAUUUCCAAUAAAAAAAAAUUAUAAUAUAGAUACAAAAUAUAUAAAUAUAUGUAAAUAUAUCGAAAAACCCAAAUUAACAAUUGAAGACGUAAAAUCAUUAAAUAGUCACACAGAAAAUUUCACUCCUGUUUUUAAAAUUCAUAAUGCUAAUAUCCUUUUAACGACAGUUGAAAAAAAACUAUUAAUAGAGUGUCUAAAAGUCAUUAAAAAGAUAUAUUUUUAUAAUAAAAUUGAUAAAUUGACUGUAAUCAUUUUUUGCUAUUUAAAUAAUUUAUAUAACAUUGUUAUGAGGUUAAAUGCAGAAUGUAUCUUGUGUUGUUAUUCACAAAAGCAUUUUGAAUUUUUCUUAUACUAUUUCUUUCAAAAGAACAGGCUUCCUGUUAAAAGAAUGAAAAUGUUAGCUAUGAAAAUUUACAAAAAUGAGGGUGGACAUGAUAGUAAAAAUGAAGAUGAAGAUUUCUAA
Plasmodium gallinaceum is the source of this 1161-nucleotide messenger RNA. RefSeq names its product conserved Plasmodium protein, unknown function. The transcript is spliced from 3 exons. The coding region runs from base 1 to 1161 and encodes 386 amino acids. The record is from RefSeq and is a predicted model, not a curated record. Lineage: Eukaryota; Apicomplexa; Aconoidasida; Haemosporida; Plasmodiidae.